Molecule: messenger RNA, 1098 nt
Organism: Ichthyophthirius multifiliis
Lineage: Eukaryota; Ciliophora; Oligohymenophorea; Hymenostomatida
Exons: 3
Source: RefSeq, a predicted model, not a curated record
AUGUGUGGGAAGUUGUAUAUUAAUUUUGAAACUGCAUUAUUAGAGAAUUUUUCGGAUGAAUUGAUAAUAGAAUAUGAAGAUGAAGGUAAAAAACAUAAAAUUUUGGUUCCUGUAUAUGCAAGGAGACCUUAAGCUGAUAUAAAAUACGAUGAUUUUUUAGAUUUAGGUUUCAUAAGAAUUUCUAAAGAUGCUGUUAGUUAAAAAGAUUCAGGUAUUUUUAGAGGUUUAAUUGAAGUUCAUAUUGAAGAUAUAUAAAAUAUAGGAAAAAUAGAUAUUAGUGCUACUGCAGUUGACUAUAAUAAAGUUAUUUUAGAUGAAUAAUAAUCUUAGAUUACUAAUAUUGAUUUUGGUGAAAUUUAUUUUGGUUAAUAGAAAAAACAUACUGGAUAUUUAAUUAAUAAUACACCGAAACCAUAAAAAUUUAAAGUAUUGAUGAAAUUAGGUGUAUUUAAUCCUAAUGAUGAAUUCGUUACCUUAUAAACGCCAGCUGGAUAAGGAAGAGAAAUAACAGAAUAAAUAAUGUGUGUGAAGCCAAAUAAUGGAAUAAUAUAGCCAUAUUCCAAUACUAAGUUAAUAUUUGAAUGCAAUUCAGAAGUAAAAUACGAACAUGUAUAACAGUGUAGAAAAUACGCCUAGAAUUUAUCUGAAUAGAAAAUUUUAGUCUAAGAAUUUAACUAUUAUUCAAUUUUUUAAUUCGAUGAUGAUGAAGAACCAAAAGAUGAUUAAUUAGUAAUCUCUUACUAAGUAAAAAGUACUUUCCCUUAGAUAAAAUUAUUCAAAUAAAUAAUAAAAUUCGGUGAAUGUAAUGCCAAUGAUCACAGAGAUAAUGGCUUUGAUAUUGAAAAUAGACAUAAUAAAUUACCUUUAGAUAUAGAAGUAUUAAGACUGCCUUGUUUUUAAAUACUUCCGAAGAAAUUCAUUUUAAAUCCAAAUCAGGUAACAUCUCUAAAGGCUAGUUUUAGCCCUAAUAAUGUCGGAGUUUAUAAAAAAGAAAUCGAAUUAAGCAUUUUAGGAGGAUUGUAUAUUAUUGGUAUAAAAGUGGAAGGAAAUUGUUAGAGAUUUGGGGAUAAAAGGCAGAAAAUUAGAGGUGUGGAGUGU